Molecule: messenger RNA, 288 nt
Organism: Cinclus cinclus
Lineage: Eukaryota; Metazoa; Chordata; Aves; Passeriformes; Cinclidae
Gene: SMLR1
Product: small leucine rich protein 1
Exons: 2
Coding region: 1-288 (95 amino acids)
Source: RefSeq, a predicted model, not a curated record
AUGAGCGUGGGUUACAUACUGUCAGUGUUUGUGAGGGAGCUGCCUGGCUAUGUUCUCUUUGCUGGGAUCUUUAUGCCCGUGACUUUACUCCUGCUGCUGCUAAUUGCCUACUUCAGGAUCAAACUAAGAGAAGUAGAGGAGGAAAUGGCCAUGGCACAAGACUCCUGGAAUGCCUUCCUGAAUCACCGUGGCCAGUGGAAGAAACCCAGGAGAUCCGGACAAAAAGAGAACAGAUACAAGAACUCAAAGAUGUUUAAGGGAGCUUCGCGUCUCAGGAAACAAGCUUAA